AUGGAGAAACAAGUCGAUACUAUCCCAAGCCAACCCAAUGAGCCUUCCAUUAACUGGGAGAAGGAGGUCAGCUUAAUCGAUCCACCUGCUACUACAGCUAGCCAUCUGACCCAAGCUCAGAAUCCCAAGGAUCAAACCCAUGCCGCAGAUCUGAGUCGCUUUGUGCGCCACCCAUGGGGCUUUAUUGACUUCUAUCUGUAUCUCGCUGCAGCGGAAAAGGGUCGAGGCUUGGAUAAACGGAUCAAUGAAUGCCGGAUAAUCGAGGAUGACCUCCGUCGGGUUAAUUUCAAUGACCUGCGCGAUGCCGCCUCACAACAAACCCCCUCAGGCACCGAGCCCCAUGUGAUCUUUGUCAGUCUGCCUGUCCCCAAUUUCUCACAUACCUUCUCCAACCGACAGCUUGUGCUGGGGUUCGACUUCAAGACAUUUCACCUCCUAGGCUUCCUGUUCGAGUCCGCUCCUGAUACCGACGAUGCCCUCUGGGAUGUAUGGGACGACGGCCAGCUCAUUAUCGACAUGCCCACCAGCCGAUUCUUGGAGAUUCUGGCUUACACCAUGCUCGAACGCCCUGAGAUCCUCCAGAUCGGGAUUCUGCGGUAUUUCCGUGAGACGAGCCGCCAGUUCCAGGCCGGCAUGGACAUGACCAUCAUCAUCCAAUUUAUCCAGUUUCUGGACGACUUCGCUGAUCUGGUGUGGCAGGACGGCGAUGAAUUCCGCACCGAGUACCGACACCACGAGGAGGAACUCCGCCGCCUUCUCCAGCGGGCAUCCUACGAGGCCUGGUUUGGGUCCCGCAAGGGAUUGAGCGUGCAGCAGUAUCGCCGCCAAAAGCUGCAUGAUUUUGUUUCGUCGGGUCUGCUUUAUGACCAGCAGCCUGUGCCUGUGCCCACCAUUGAUUGCCCACAGCUCCCCACUAAAUCCGAGCAUCCUGUCUGCCCUGCGUCUCGUCACUUGAAGGCCAUCCUGAGGGCUCGAUUCCACAAGUUCUACAUCGUGGUGGUUAUUUUGUGUUUGUUUUCUGUGCUUUACCGGCAGUUGAUGAUGUACAGCCAACGGCCCCUUGAGUAG
Molecule: messenger RNA, 1068 nt
Organism: Penicillium alfredii
Lineage: Eukaryota; Fungi; Ascomycota; Eurotiomycetes; Eurotiales; Aspergillaceae
Exons: 2
Coding region: 1-1068 (355 amino acids)
Source: RefSeq, a predicted model, not a curated record